Molecule: messenger RNA, 2586 nt
Organism: Dermacentor silvarum
Lineage: Eukaryota; Metazoa; Arthropoda; Arachnida; Ixodida; Ixodidae
Product: elongation of very long chain fatty acids protein AAEL008004
Exons: 8
Coding region: 133-1182 (349 amino acids)
Biological process (GO): fatty acid elongation, monounsaturated fatty acid; fatty acid elongation, saturated fatty acid; sphingolipid biosynthetic process
Cellular component (GO): endoplasmic reticulum membrane
Molecular function (GO): fatty acid elongase activity
Source: RefSeq, a predicted model, not a curated record
AGUCCCUGGUCUUGACGGUGGCAGCGCCGCUUCGGUCACGUGACCCGACACUCGUGAAGUGGCACCCGGUCUCUCCCGAGAUCCACCUCUGACACUGUGGACUGUGCGUCGGCUAUCCAGUGUCGCCCCAAAAUGUACCACCUGCUCAGCGAAAUCCGGGAUUUUUACAACAAAACCUUGGAGAGCGGAGACUCAAGGGUGCAGGAAUGGCUCUUCAUGCAGAGCCCAUGGCCGACACUGACGAUCUGCCUGUCGUACGCCUACUUUGUCAAGGUGCUGGGCCCAUCCCUGAUGAAGAACCGGGAGCCGAUGCAGUUGCGUUGGGUCAUGGUCGGGUACAACUUCUUCAUGGUUGCCAUCAGCCUCGCCAUAUUCCUUCUGUUGGGCAUUUACGGCUGGUUUGGCCACUACAACUGGAAGUGCCAGCCCGUUGACUACACCGAGAGUAGGGAAGCAAUAUUGAUGACUCAUCUUUCCUGGUGGUACUACAUUUCAAAAUUUGUCGAGUUCGUUGACACAAUAUUCUUUGUGCUACGAAAGAAGUUCACCCACAUCUCAACACUGCACGUCAUCCACCAUGGAAUGAUGCCCAUGAGCGUGUGGUGGGGUGUCAAAUUCACACCAGGUGGCCACAGCACUUUCUUUGCCUUUGUAAACAGCUUUGUGCACAUCCUGAUGUACUUCUACUAUGGAUUGGCAGCAGUGGGUCCCCACAUGUCCAAGUACCUUUGGUGGAAGCAGCAUAUGACAACCAUUCAGAUGGUGCAGUUCAUUGCCAUCUUCGUGCACUCAUUCCAACUCCUGUUCCGGCCUGACUGCAACUACCCUCGCGGCUUCAUGUGGUGGAUUGGCUUCCACGCCAUCAUGUUCUGGUUCCUCUUCUGGGACUUCUACAAGAACACCUACUUUGCCAAGAGGCUCAAGAGCGCUGCCACCGGCAGGGGCCGCUCAAAGGCCGUUGCCAACGGUCGCACCAACGGUGCAGCACCCGUCACCGCAGACUCCAACGGCAAGGUCAAUGGAAAGCUCAACGGAGAGGCCACUGCCAAGAACGGAACCAACGGCUUCGUCAAGCACACGGCCAAUGGCCGGCAAAAGAACGGUGGCUUCCUGGACGGCUACUGCCACAUCAAUGGUCUGCACGACUGGGAGAACGAAGAGCAUGACAAGAAGCACGAGUGAUACGUGCGAAAGCCUGCCGCACACACACAGCGUUUGCCCCUUACCUUAUUACCUUUGCCCACCCCAUACUCCAUUGGCUGCAUUCCCCCACCUCUCCCAACUUCAUCCUCGCACGCACACAUCCAGCUGCUGUUGCGACUGCCACGUCGUAAAAAAUCAAAAAGCACCCAAGAAGAGAGAAGCUGGAUGAGGAGGUGAUGAGGCAGAGCGAUGGUGCGCCAUUUUUUUUUUAAAGACACUGGCCGCUUUAGAGACGUACUGUGCUACAGAAAGGCCCCCUCCCCCCCUGCAUGCAGUGAUGUUGUGUACCUCUUGUGGCAAACAAUAGGCGGCUGUCGCACGCACUCUGCUAUUAUACUUCUGUUGUUCCUUGUUUUAGCAUGUCCACACCUUUUUUUCUUUUUCCCUUGUUACAUUUCUCGUGUGAAAAUACCAGUCUCGUAUCACCCGGUAGACUGUGCACUGUAGUAUUUUUUGUUCUCUCGUCGUACCAGAAAGCUACCCUUAAUGAGCUCACAACUUCGGCAGUGCUCGUCCCCCGUCCCCCCCAGCAACAAAAUUCAGAGCCAUUCCAACGUGUGUGACGCACCUUUUCAUCAACACCCUAGGCUUUUCCUGUGAAAAAAAGAAACCUAGGUUUCUUUUUUCCCCCUGCAUUUGACAGGAAUUCUAGCAAGCCAGAACACAAGUGAAUAAAAAAGCAGGUGAUCCGCGCAUCAACUGCAGGACCACGCCAGUCGUGCAAAUAAGCUCUUGUAGCUGUUGUUCUGCGUCGUCCUUAAAGGUAGCUUGUAGCUUGCUCGCCUUCAGGUUAACUCUGGCAGGGCAUUCAGCACCUGUCGUUAGCGUAGUUUUCUUGUCCUACCCAUGUGACAGUUGAAAAGCUUCCCCUAGGCUAGUUUGUAGAACUGUGGCAGUCACCGGCACUCAGGAAGCAAAAAAAAGCGAAGCCAACCUCCCAUCCCCUUUCCGUCCCUAUGCCCGUCGAGACACACCUUCGCAGGAGCGAGAGAGCCACAUGUUCUGGCUCUGCACAUGCAACUGAAAAAAAAUGUAACAAGGCCUUUGAGAACAAGAUCAUCGUGUCAUCUCUGCAACGAGACCCUACCCGCUCCCCUCCACAAGGUCUCCGUCUUGUCGUCCGCGCCUUCGUUGUGUUUUCUUAAGUGGGUGAUGCGGUGUGCAUGAUGUGAAAUACAUUUUUUUUUUUUUUCAUUUGUCUGGUUAUGUACAACUCCCCGUCAGUGCACUUGCUUGCAUGGCGGCCGAGGAGCAAGUGUCCUUCCUGUUACUUUCUCGCUCUCUUCAACGUCGUCUCUGUGCGUGCGAAUGGCAGGAAAACGAUUUGUGCAGUGCAGACUUCUCUCCCGCUCGCGCUCUUCCACAGGAAGAGGGACUUGCUGC